This is a messenger RNA of Gavialis gangeticus (Gharial), 4000 nucleotides long. RefSeq names its product ALG12, alpha-1,6-mannosyltransferase (gene ALG12). Gene Ontology annotation, cellular component: endoplasmic reticulum membrane. Gene Ontology annotation, biological process: protein N-linked glycosylation. Gene Ontology annotation, molecular function: alpha-1,6-mannosyltransferase activity. The record is from RefSeq and is a predicted model, not a curated record. NCBI's taxonomy places the organism in Eukaryota, Metazoa, Chordata, Crocodylia, Gavialidae. The transcript is spliced from 10 exons. Bases 183 to 1652 code for a protein of 489 amino acids.
UGGGGGCCUUCCACACCCGCCACAGGCGCGGUGCCCUUACCCAAGAUGGCUGCCCGACGGCUGUUGCGUCACGUGGUGGCCUCGGCGCUCUCUCCCUCCGUGCGCCACGUGACCCCCGCGGGGCGCUGUGCGAGGAGGCCACGUGGGCGCCGGGCUGAAUAGAUGUGGAAGUCAAAUUCAUCAUGGCUCAGAAGAGGAGCUCAGGUGGGCAGCCGUUCCUGCUGAUGAUGAUCAUUGUUGUGGCCUUUGCACAUUUAACUGUCUGCCCAUUUACAAAAGUGGAGGAAAGCUUUAAUCUGCAAGCAAUCCAUGACAUUGUGUACCACAGACUGGACUUGGAUAAGUAUGAUCACCAUGAAUUUCCUGGAGUUGUCCCAAGAACGUUCCUUGGACCAAUUUUUAUUGCUGCACUUUCCAGCCCAGCUAUAUAUGUACUGUCUAUGUUGCAAAUGUCCAAGUUUUACUCCCAGUUGAUAGUUAGAGCAAGCUUGGGGCUUACUGUGAUUUAUGCACUAUGGAAGUUACAGAAAGAAGUUAGAAAGCAGUUUGGAUCAACUGCAUCAACCAUCUUCUGUCUUAUAACUGUUACUCAGUUUCAUCUGAUGUUUUACUGCACUAGAACUCUUCCCAAUGUGUUUGCACUUCCUCUUGUUCUGCUGGCACUUAUGUUUUGGAUACAACAAAAACAUGGGCUCUUCAUCUGGUUCUCAGCAUUGGCAAUUAUUGUCUUCAGAUCAGAGCUCUGUAUAUUCUUAGGCCUCAUGCUUCUGGUGACAUUAUUAAGUAAAAGACUCUCUAUUUUGAAGAUGCUUUCCCAUGCUAUCCUAGCUGGAGUGUUUUGGUUGGGACUAACGAUUGCUGUGGACUCUGUUUUCUGGGGACAACUUCUGUGGCCUGAAGGGAAAGUGCUUUGGUAUAAUACAAUUUUAAACAAAAGUUCCAGCUGGGGAACUUCCCCCUUCUUGUGGUACUUCUAUUCAGCCCUACCUCGUGCUUUGGGAUGUAGUGUUAUAUUUGUACCUCUAGGUGCAACUGACAAAAGGACUCGGGUGCUACUUCUGCCAACACUGGGUUUUAUUUUCUUGUAUUCAUUUCUUCCACACAAAGAGCUGCGGUUUAUCAUAUACACUUUCCCUGUCUUCAACAUUGUGGCUGCCAAAGGUUGCUCAAGAAUCCUGAAUAACUACAGGAAAUCCUGUCUUUAUAAACUAGGAUCUCUGUUUGUUAUAACACAUCUUCUAGUUAAUUGUGCUUAUUCAGGAGCAUCAUUAUAUGUUUCACAUUUCAACUACCCUGGAGGAGUAGCAAUACAGAAAUUACAUGAGUUUGUGCCUUCAACAGCAGAUGUCUCUGUUCAUAUCGAUGUGACUGCUGCACAAACCGGGGUUUCUCGAUUUUUAGAAAUCAACCCGAAUUGGAGAUAUGACAAAAGGGAAGAUGUUAAACCAGGGGACCAGCUGAUGUUCUCUUAUACACACAUACUGAUGGAAAUGGACCCUAUUCAAAUAUCACAUUACAAGACUACCCACAGGCCAAUGGUGAACAUAUCUGGCAUUGGUAAAAUUGUGUUGAACCUUACAGCACUACCUCCUUUUACUUUAAAUUUAAAACCAAAAUUAACACUGUUGGAAAAACUCCCUGUCUCUUCUUGAUCAGAGAUUUUUAAAUGUCUUCUGACUUAACUGUUGAUGAUUAACUUCCAAGACAACCUUGUUUUGCCAUUCUAGCAAUACUGUUCAGCAGCUGUGGGAAAAAAAGAAAACAAUCUUUGUACUGGUUAGUAUUUGCCUCCAUUCUUUAUUUCUUAUAUAAAUAUCGCAGUGUUCCAACGCUGUAUGUAAAUCCCAUCCAAACCAUUGCUGAGCUAUGUUGUACAUACCACCUUCUUUGCAGCACAUGUAACAAGCUCAGCACUGUUAAAUACAUUCUGCACGUUUGAUUUGGAUAGUUGCUUGUUUCACUUUGAAAGGUGUAUAUGUUCUAAGUGAAUUGUAUGAAAUAGGUACGUGCCACUGAGGUAUUUUUUAUAUGCAAGUCCUCUGUGGUGGUUGAGGAUUUUCUGUAUAAAGAGUGAUUUCUUUCUUCCAAAGGAUUAAGUUGAAAUGAGAAGCUUUAAUAAUAUCAUUUUGUACUGCAGCAAAGCCAUAUUCAUUGUAGCUUAAUCACUAUCCAUAAUUGUGCCCUGCAGGCUGAUGAACUAAUUAAAGUUAAAAAAUCCAUUUGAAGAGCAGUUGCACCUUUUGGCAAGCACCAUCUCUUAUCUGAGCUGAGUGUCACAGGAUGGUUCAUCAUCAUAUAUUCACUGUAGUAAUAAAUCAAAAGGGUAACUUGGCUUUUGGAAGAAAACAUUAGGCAUUCAAUUUUUUUUUUUAGUAGCCUCUUAUUUUCCAAUACAAGGAAACAGUCUUGACCUGUAAUAUACACAUUUAGCUGUAAAAUAUUCUUUUUAGUAAGCUUAAGAGAACAUCUUCUCAUUGUGAAUAAAUCAAAAAGGAAUUCAGUUGUCUGGGAAGACUGUGAAAGGUGAUGUUGCAGAUAGUAUUUCAGAGACAAAUGGACUGUAUUCUGCAGAAAUGGUUAUUUGUCCUUAUGCCUAGAGGUUAUGCAUUAAGACUGAUUCACUUUGUUUUCUUCUGACUGAGAUAUUUUGCUGUGUAAGCUCUUGAUCAAAAUCAGCACUGAGUACUCAUUCUCCUUAAUUAAAAGAGUUUACUGAAGUAAACAACUUAAGCUAUGUGUUAGUUGAAACUGUGAUGUCUUGUUUUCUUAAAAGACUAGUUUUACUGUGGUAAGCCCUGCAGUGAAAAGUCAGUGUUACCAAUAAGCACAAAAACUUGAUGGCAUUCCAGUCGUGAAGUCCGAUAACUGGAUAGUAGUCUUCCUUAUUUUCUAAAAACUUCAAAAGGUGUAAAAUAAAUACAUUUUGUUGAAUAAAAAGCAGUGUUUCAUAUAGGAGCCUACCUAUGCACGCAUACAAAAAUGGCGGAGUUCCAUUUUUAAGAUUCUGCUUUCAAGUUUUCUUCUGUGCUUCAUAGUGUAUUUGAGGAACUAAUAAUACGGGAUGGAACCUGCCCCAGUCUGCCUGGGUGGUUGUGCAGGAAUCCCCACAAUGAGUUUUGGAAAGGCUGACCUGCAAAACUUGUUAGUUCAGUAUUUGGCUUUUCAAAAUUGCCAUUGGUAAGGCACCAUCCAUUUGAUUUCUCUGUCAAAGAAUACUUCCUCCAGAGUGAUUUUCAGCAUUAAAUAAUUCUAGUAGGAAAGAAGGAUAUGCAAGUGUAAGUUUUCAAGAUGCAAAGGCAAUUUUUUUGACCAAGGCUAGAUCCAGUAAAGGAUUUAAGCAUCUUCCCCCAGAGUAGAAUCCAAGGGCCUGAGUGAAGUGCUCCCUGUAUUUUAGGGAGAGUUGCCUCAGGACAAUCCAAAAAUGUGAUACAUUAAGGGAUUUGCCUAGAACUAGCCUAUAGGGAAAACUGAAUGUCUGAAAUCCCACUCCUCUGGAGUUUAGGGACUUCAGUGUACUCAGGAGCCAGAGCCUGGAUUUUUUUUUGUAAUGACAGGGAAGUUUUUUCACUCCAUUUGAAAGAACUGAGCAGAGCUCAUUUAAUACUUUUUAAAUGGGGUUGAAGAUGUUGCUGACCCCCUUUUACCUGGAAUGGUGUAACACAGUGGGUAAAAUCUUUUUACUCAAGACACCCCUCAAAAAAUGCUAGCUCUUAAAGCAUUUGCCCAGCAUUUCCUACUCUCUCCUCAGCUUAGAAGAGUGCACUGACCAGCAGGCUAAAGGCUGGCUUAGGUGCACACUCCUCUUGAAGCUGGGUGACUGGGCAGAAAGGAAUGCAAGAGAAUAUGAGGCAGAGCUAAAAUAAUUUUUGCUUCAAUAUGAUUGACUUUUUGUGAAACUUUAAUUCUUCGUACCUUUCUCAUUAACUGUGAUCUUUUGGAAAGAUGACAUCUAGGCAAAUCAUAUUUGCUACAGUUUUAACUUAAAGUUGUGUGUGUUUUU